Paramecium octaurelia is the source of this 830-nucleotide messenger RNA. The record is from the annotation of a GenBank genome assembly. Lineage: Eukaryota; Ciliophora; Oligohymenophorea; Peniculida; Parameciidae.
AUGAAUGAAUAGAAAUUGCGAGAAAUGAUGAAAAUAUACACUGUCUCCAAAUAAGUCAAUAAAAAAGCUGAAAAAAAUUUCCUAAAGUUUUCCCAUCAGUUCUAUAAAAUGCAUAAAUCCGAUAUGGCUCCUGAAUUGCUGAAUGAGAUCAAUUCUCUAAGGCAACAAAUCAAAGUUGAAAAACAAAAUUUCUCAAAAUAAACAUCUCCCAUCAUCAGUCCACGUCUUUCUGAAAACCCUAAAUCUAUUAUACCUAAUUAAACCCCAAUCUCAGAUUUAGUUAAUGAAAAUAAAUAAAAAUUAGAUUCUAUUGUUUUAGAGGCCGCCCAUGCUUAAAUAUUCAAAUUAUACAUAGAAGAAAUUAAAGACUUAAAGCAAUGUAUAAAGUUUAUGUAAAUUUUAAUUAGAACUAAAUAAAGCGAAUCAAAUGAUUGAAACCUAAAAAAAAUAAUAUGAUAUAAGACUUGAAAGUAUUUUUAUUAUUUAUUUCAGCCAUCAAUAAUUAGUUAGUGGAUUAGAAACGAAUAAAUGAAGAUCUAAAAAAAGAUGUAAUAAAAUAAAUAAUAUAGGUAAAAGUAUUGAAGUAAAUGUUAAUGGAAAAAUUGCAUACUCGCCAAAUAACAGAAAUAUCAAAUAAAACUCAAAAUGAAAGUCUAGAAAAAUACUAAAGUAUCAAUACUUCAACAUCCAAUUCUUGUCUUACCAGAAAAAAGAGCUUAGACAAUUUUAAAUCCGAGAUAGAGCAGGCUCUUAACAUUUAUCGUCUUGACAAAUAAAAUACUUAGUGUUAGGAGAUUAGGACAUAAAAAUGAAUUUUAUUUAUAUAUGAG